Messenger RNA from Cryphonectria parasitica EP155, 1656 nucleotides. RefSeq lists its product as uncharacterized. NCBI's taxonomy places the organism in Eukaryota, Fungi, Ascomycota, Sordariomycetes, Diaporthales, Cryphonectriaceae. Bases 1 to 1656 code for a protein of 551 amino acids. The record is from RefSeq and is a predicted model, not a curated record. Gene Ontology annotation, molecular function: serine-type exopeptidase activity; dipeptidyl-peptidase activity. Gene Ontology annotation, biological process: proteolysis. The transcript has 4 exons.
AUGGCGUGGAAGAGCAUUGUUGCCGCCCUUUUGGGACUUGGUGCUGCCGAUGCCCUGCGAACAAAGUUCACCGUUAGCCAGCUCCAAGCGAUAGCGGACAGCGCUGCGUCUCGUGAUGUCGACCCGAGUCUGUUGUAUCCGGCCUACAAUCUCAGUGUGCCUAUUGAUCACUUUCACAAUGAUUCGAUAUACGAACCUCAUACCAAUGGCACCUUCAAUCUGAGAUACUGGUUCGAUGCAAGCCACUACCAAGAGGGCGGGCCUGUCAUUGUCCUCCAAAGUGGUGAGGAUAGUGGUGUCGACCGCUUGCCGUAUCUUCAAAAGGGCAUUGUGUCCAUUCUCGCCAAUGCCACUGGUGGACUGGGCGUCAUUCUGGAGCAUCGCUACUAUGGAACGAGUUUCCCCACCCCGGAUCUCAGCACGGAGAAUCUGCGGUUCCUGACGACCGACCAAGCCCUGGCAGACAUGGCGUAUUUUGCAAAGCAUGUCCAGUUCGAGGGGCUGGAGGACUUUGAUCUCUCGCCGUCCAGCGUGCCGUACAUUGCAUACGGAGGAAGCUAUGCGGGUGCUUUUGUUGCCUUCCUGCGCAAGCUGUACCCAGACAUCUACUGGGGCGCCGUCUCGAGUUCUGGCGUGACAGAGGCCAUCUACGACUACUGGCAGUACUACGAGGCGGCCCAGCUGUUUGCCCCUGGGGACUGCGCCACCAACACACAGAAGCUCACCAAUGUCGUCGACAACAUCCUCAUCGGCAAGAACGGGACGGACUAUGUGCAGCAGCUCAAGGACGUCUUUGGGCUCGGCAACGUGACGCGCAGCGAUGACUUUGCCGAUGCCAUCUCGGGCGGGAUUGCUGGGCUGCAGAACACCAACUGGGACCCAGCCGUGAACGACACGACAUACGGCACCUACUGCAACGCCUUGAGCAGCACCACCCUGCUGUACAACAACACCGCCUCCAAGCAGAGCGAGGUGGUUGCGUUACUCCAGGCUGCCGGGUACGGCAACGAGACGGCAGCGCUCACGGGCCCGCUGCUCAACUACAUCGGCUUCGUGAACGAUGAGGUCGUCAGCCCGUGCGCCGAGGAGGGCGUGACGCAGGACGAGUGCCUGACCAACUACAACUCGACCUUCUACGAGCUCGAUGACAUCAGCCAGACCUGGCGAUCCUGGCCGUACCAGUACUGCUUCGAAUGGGGCUACCUCCAGACGGGCUCGGGCGUGCCCAAGGACCAGCUGCCGCUCAUCUCGCGUCUGCUCAACCUCGAGUUCGAGUCGGUCAUAUGUAAGGAGGCCUUCAACAUCACGACCCCCUCAAAAAUUGAGCGCAUCAACCAGUGGGGCGGGUUCAACAUUUCAUACCCGCGCCUUGCCAUCAUUGGCGGGGAGCAUGACCCCUGGCGCCAGGCAACACCGCUUGCCAUUGGACUGCCCGAGAGGAACUCGACGACGGACGAGCCUGUCCACCUGAUCCCAGACGCGGUGCACCACUGGGACGAGAACGGCCUGUUCCCCAACGAGACGACAGCCACCCUCCCACCGGCAACGAUCAAGGAUGUCCACGCAGACGAGGUCCAGUUUGUCAAGGCCUGGGUGGAAGAAUGGAAGCAGGCCAAGAGUAUGGUGGGGGGCGGCAGCGAGGGGCCUGCCUCUUAG